AUGGAUCAAGCUGACUCCUGUUCCUGUGAGGAAACAGGAGUGAUAAUAUGCGGCGGAGGUCCGACCGGCGUGGUGUUGUCAGUUCUGCUUGGGAUGAUGAAAGUGCCAAAUAUUGUACUGGAAAAGGAAAAGGGUAUCACGACUGACCCACGAGGCAUCGCAUUGGAUGAAGAUGGCAUCCGCAUCCUUCAGUCGAUUGGUAUCUAUGACCGGAUAUAUACAGAAAUUGGCUCCUGCAUGGAAGUAUUCAACUUCGUGACUGGCAGUGAACCAGAUCUGACCAAGAGGCCGUUGAUUCGGAUGGAAUACAAGACCACUGAAGGAGGGACGGGCCAUGUCGGUUUCAUCUGCCAUAAACAGCCAACCAUGGAAAAGGCGGUCCGUGACCAGAUCGAGAAGAUGCCGGACUCGCAGAUUCGCACAGGGUCCACCGUAAUCGGCGUUGGCGAAGACAGCAAAAAUGUCCUUGUGGACUACAUAGAUGCAAGCGGAAACGGUCGAAGACUGAAGGGCUCAUUUCUGGUCGGAGCGGACGGCAAGACAGGCUAUGUCCGCAAAAAAUACCUUGAGCCAAAAGGUAUUAUCAUGGAAAAGUGUAAACAGUCGACGUAUGAGGAGACAUGGGUGGCUUUAAAUUGGCAGAUCUCACUGCCCGCGGAGAAGACUCACCCUGACUUUCCGCUUUGGCGACUGGGCUACACCCCAGAGGAGGUGUAUGACCAGUUCUUUCCCACAGACUUUAGAUUUUUGUGCAACCCUCGCAGGCCGUCAGUCUGCGGGAGGUUUGGUCUGCCAAAAGAUAGGCUGUGGCGGUUCGAAUUUGUUGUCCUCAAUGGCGAGGAUGGCUAUAAGAUGGCGACGGGCGAAGAGGUGGCCAAGAUAAUUUAUCCUUACCUCACCCAUCCUGGAAUUCGGUAUGGCUUGCCCCAUUCUGUCCGAUUCCCUGAAGACUGCAUCAAGACCUUGCGAUCUCGACCAUUCUCUUUUGUGGCAAGAAGCUGCAACAAAUGGGCACUGGGUAGGGUCAUCCUCGCGGGUGAUGCCGCUCAUGUCUUCCCACCUUUUGCAGGUGGCCAAGGAAUUGCUUCCGGAUUUCGGGAUGCAUCAGCACUAGGAUGGAGACUGGCUCUCCUCCAUCGUGACCCGACCGCAGACCAUGAUCAGAUCCUGAAGGCGUGGUACACGGAACGCAAGCAACAGCUGGAGAGGUCUUUGGCCGCCACCAUCCGAAAUGGAGAGUAUGUCACUGAAUCCAACCCGGUUAAAGUGUUCGUCCGUGAAUGGUACAUGUGGGCCAUCCAGAUGAUCCCCAGCGUAAGAAAGCAAGUCCAGCUGGGUGCCCGAGCCGACGGUAUGACGAGAUACCGGUACAGUCCAGGUCUUCCAUUCCUGGCAGAGAUGGGGGGAGGCUUGCUCCUGCCACAAGUUUAUGCGUACAACUUCAAGACGCGGAGGGUCUGCUUCACCGACGACAUGAUAUUCUCGCCGGAGAAGACUGGGCUCUUUCAGCUUGUCGUCUUACCGAACAGCCCCGAAGAAAUCGAUGACCUGCUUCGCGCGACGGUUGACACUGACAAGCUUGCAAAAGGCUUGUUCUGUUGUGAGGAGGCAACCGUAUUGAUCCAAUCGGUGACCUGCGCGAUUCAACCAACGGCUGUAUAUGCGCGGGACAUUGCUCGAAUCGCCACGGGCGAUGAAUUUGGGGCCGAUGCCGUCCUGUGUAAGGACCGACCGCCCCCAAUCGGCUAUGACGAACUGCGGCUGAAGAAAGAAGUGGGUGGGAAGCAGCUUUUGAUUUUGCGAUGCGAUCGGUUCGUGUUUGCGGCUUGUGAUACUCGGGAUGAGCUCAGAGAGGCUGCCAGAAGGCUUGGACAUGCUGUACCGGGUUCCUAG
This is a messenger RNA of Capronia coronata CBS 617.96, 1893 nucleotides long. RefSeq lists its product as uncharacterized. Gene Ontology annotation, molecular function: 3-(3-hydroxyphenyl)propionate hydroxylase activity; FAD binding. The coding region runs from base 1 to 1893 and encodes 630 amino acids. The transcript has 4 exons. The record is from RefSeq and is a predicted model, not a curated record. Gene Ontology annotation, biological process: 3-(3-hydroxy)phenylpropionate catabolic process. Lineage: Eukaryota; Fungi; Ascomycota; Eurotiomycetes; Chaetothyriales; Herpotrichiellaceae.